This is a messenger RNA of Pseudoliparis swirei, 3913 nucleotides long. Its product is annotated as guanine nucleotide-binding protein G(I)/G(S)/G(T) subunit beta-1. Gene Ontology annotation, biological process: G protein-coupled receptor signaling pathway. NCBI's taxonomy places the organism in Eukaryota, Metazoa, Chordata, Actinopteri, Perciformes, Liparidae. The record is from RefSeq and is a predicted model, not a curated record. Gene Ontology annotation, molecular function: signaling receptor complex adaptor activity; protein binding. Gene Ontology annotation, cellular component: cytoplasm; heterotrimeric G-protein complex. Bases 613 to 1635 code for a protein of 340 amino acids. The transcript has 10 exons.
GCUGACGGCUUCGUCACACCUCGCCCAUCAUCGGAGCGCUUUGGGGCUCCGGGAGUGCACCGAAACCAAAGCUGGUCUCCCGUAGCGCCGCUCUGCUUCCCUCUAUAUCCGGACUCGUAUUACUUGCUUCUUUUUGUCCGUAAAGGGGGUAUGGUUUUAUUAUUUAUUUUGUUUGCCCAGGCUGUUGAGUAAUGGUUAUCAGCUGCUUCGCUAUUGUUUGUGAGGGAAGAGGGAGCAAAUUCAACAUCUUCAAACAUUUUCCCUUCGGCCUAAAGUAGCUGCCGAGAGCUUGUUGCUAGGUAACGGUGUGAAGAUGGCAAGGACGAGUCUCGUCUUGAAAGUGUGGGGCGGUUGUGAUUCGCUGUAACUUUUGUCUGGAUUGAAUUUGGAACACGCUGUGAUACUCGGCCAUAAUUUCAUCACGGAAGACGAGGCUCAAAAGGUCUUUGCACUUUGCCCAAGUCUUCGCGUGUGAUUUGCGUUGAGAAUAAAAACAUAACCGUGUAAAUUACCUAAUUGUAACUUUGACUACAUGUUGAGCCUCGUUUUUUUGUCUCCCCAGAUCAGAAAGAGUCUCGGCGGCGGAGCGAAGCACACCAUUAGCAGAGGAAAAUGAGUGAACUGGAUCAGCUACGCCAGGAGGCUGAGCAGCUGAAGAACCAGAUCAGAGAUGCCAGGAAAGCGUGUGCGGAUGCUACCCUGUCUCAGAUCACAGCUAACAUCGACCCUGUUGGCCGAAUUCAGAUGCGCACCAGACGGACACUGAGGGGGCAUCUGGCUAAAAUCUAUGCCAUGCACUGGGGCACUGACUCGAGGCUUUUGGUCAGCGCCUCCCAGGAUGGCAAACUCAUUAUUUGGGACAGCUACACCACGAACAAGGUCCACGCCAUCCCGUUGCGCUCCUCCUGGGUGAUGACGUGCGCCUACGCCCCCUCUGGGAACUAUGUCGCCUGUGGAGGCUUGGACAACAUCUGCUCCAUCUACAACCUGAAGACCCGCGAGGGAAAUGUGCGCGUCAGCCGCGAGCUGGCCGGACACACGGGUUACCUGUCCUGCUGUCGCUUCCUGGAUGACAACCAGAUUAUCACCAGCUCUGGAGACACCACCUGCGCUCUGUGGGACAUCGAGACUGGUCAGCAGACGACUACGUUCGCCGGUCACACCGGUGAUGUAAUGAGCCUCUCUCUGGCGCCCGACACCAGGCUGUUUGUGUCUGGAGCCUGCGAUGCCUCCGCCAAGCUCUGGGACAUCAGAGAAGGAAUGUGCCGACAGACCUUCACUGGCCACGAGUCGGACAUCAACGCUAUCUGCUUCUUCCCCAACGGCAACGCGUUUGCCACGGGCUCGGACGACGCCACCUGCCGGCUGUUUGACCUGCGCGCCGACCAGGAGCUGAUGGUCUACUCGCACGACAACAUCAUCUGCGGCAUCACCUCCGUGGCGUUCUCCAAGAGCGGCCGCCUACUGCUGGCCGGCUACGAUGAUUUCAACUGCAACGUGUGGGACACUUUGAAGGCCGACCGCGCAGGUGUCCUGGCCGGUCAUGAUAACCGGGUGAGCUGCUUGGGCGUGACCGACGACGGCAUGGCCGUGGCAACGGGGUCCUGGGACAGCUUCCUGAAGAUCUGGAACUAGAGUCUGAAGAUGGCAUCUGGACUCCAAAGUUGAGUGGAAAACCAUUCCAACAUCACAAUGUUCAAUUUUAUUGCAUAUCCAAUCUUUUCAAAAACACCAUGAUACUGACUCCAAACACCCCAAAAAUCUAUCAAGGGCAAAAAUUCUCUCCAUCUAUCUCUCUCUCUCUCUCACUCUCUCACUCACCCCUUCCCUCCCUUCCGCCUCCCCUUCUCAUUUGAAAGAGCACAAUUGUCUGUCACUCAUUCAGCUACACAAAUAUAAAAGAAAAUGCUUGAGGAAUUUAGUGGAGGGGGAAAUUGUGCAUUCCUCCCAUGACCAUGGUCUGGUAUUGUAGUACGCCACCUCCAAGCAAACAUGUCCUGCGUCCUCACUAUACACACAGGUCUGAGUGAAGGUCAUCACAUGACGGUGAUCACACUCUGACUAGCUUUUUGGCAAUUUCUUUUUUUGUUGAUGUUCAAGAGAGAUAGAGCAGUGAACUGUCGGUUCAUGUUUAAAAUGAGGAUCAAAGCUUUUGUUUUCUUUCCUUGCCUCACCUUUUAGAGAUAGUUUUUAAGUUGAGAACUAGAAGAACCUCCAGAUCACGUCAUUUUAAAAUCCAGCUUUAUCCCACUGGAGAACAAAGUGAGAGAAUUGAGCUUCAACAGGGAGUCCUCAAGCCACUUCUGGCCCUUCUGUACAUUUAGUCCCAUUAUACUUUGACUGUUUCGUUUUUUUUCUUCGUUUUUUUUCCAGUGUAGUCCACAAAUCUUUUUUUGCACAAAAAUUAAACUUUGCGUAUAUAGAAUAAUGUCGAAAGGAAAAAAAAGUUAACUAACCAAGCUCAUGCUGUUUAUGAUGAUGAAUGCUCGUUUUUAAAAACGGGGGGGAAAACCAACACACACAAAAACACAACAAACCAUUUUAACCCUUCUUACACCUUUUUGUUUUUGUUUUGUGUGUCUGGCAACAGUAUAGAAUAAUUACAUGAAGAUUAACCCAUCAGAUCAUAAUCCACCCCGCCCCUCUUUUUUUAUUCAUUUCCCCCACACACACACACCCUCCUUUAAUUUAGUUUCCCCUGGUUUCUGUUGCCCGUGGUUGGGACCGGUGAUGUGAUUUGGUCGGGUAGGGAGUACCUCCACUUUAGCCCGGUUGCAAUCCGGACGUUUCUUUUAACAGAGGUGCCCAUUCCGUGCUUGGAAAUGCAGUGACUACUCUGUGAAUGACAUGUUGUAUAAAUCAAUGUUUGAAAAUAAUGAUAUUGAAACUUUUUAAGUUAAAAAUGAAAAAAAAAGAUUUUCGGUUGUCUGCCAUGGGUGGGUUAUCUCUUAGAAUCGCAUGCUGUAGAAUUGCUUAAAAAGGUGCAUAUGGAAUUAAGUCCUUUGAUGUUUUUCUUUAAGAAAAUAACCUGUUGAAUAUAUCAAUACAAUGGUAUUUAUAUUUUUCUUUUUCUUUUCCUUUUUCUUCCUUUUUGUUUUUUGGCUACUCCGUGCAUACAUGAUUCAACUAAAAUGUCAAAGCUAUGCACUUGAGGAGCGAACCCUGCGACAUAAAAAGGUUACUUGGUCCAUACUUGGGAGGGAUUCCACAAAUUUAAGAAGUAACGUAAAUAUUAAAAUUGUACACAUGCAUACGUACAUCCAUUCACCUAAACAUACACAAUCUCAAAAUGGAACAAAUGAAUUUUCAUUCCUUCUGUAGCAAACAAAAUUCCACAAAGAAAAACAUUUUAUAACAGGUUUUUUUCUGUCCUUUAAUAAAAAAUGAGGGGGGGGAAUCUUGCAGCAUCUGAAUGGCAGAAUGUUCUGUUGUUCCCUUCUUGUAAACAGAGACGCUCUUUCUUUAGCAGUAGUGACAUUUUUUUUCCUCCAUUCUGUUUAUUUUUCUCUCUGCGACAUUCUGUACAAAAAAAAAGUGCUGUAAUUGUGCGUUAGGCCUGGAGUUGGCAAAAGAUAAAAUGAAAUAAAAAAUAUUAAAAAUUACUUAAAUUCCCUUUCCUUUUCUCUUUCUCCAUCAAAUAACUGUAGAGCUCUGCACCCCCACUCUUCCCUUUUCACCUUUUGUAUUUAAUUUUAAAGUCAGUCAGUGUACAACCGAAAGCUGGAUGCAAGAUAGAAACUAUAUUAAAAUGUACUGUUAUUUAAGAUGUAAUAAAAAGCAGUUUGAGAUGACCUCCUGUGUUGAGUGUGAUUCACUUAGAGCGGUUACCACUGAAGCUAGAAUGUUGCAGACUGUUUGGUUUCCCCUGUAAUUAUGUUCAAGUCAAAUAAACAAUUUCUUAUCCACUGUUGAA